Salvelinus fontinalis (brook trout) is the source of this 6462-nucleotide messenger RNA. Its product is annotated as integrin alpha-V-like. Gene Ontology annotation, molecular function: integrin binding. The transcript has 30 exons. The record is from RefSeq and is a predicted model, not a curated record. Gene Ontology annotation, cellular component: integrin complex; external side of plasma membrane. Gene Ontology annotation, biological process: cell adhesion mediated by integrin; cell-cell adhesion; integrin-mediated signaling pathway. NCBI's taxonomy places the organism in Eukaryota, Metazoa, Chordata, Actinopteri, Salmoniformes, Salmonidae. The coding region runs from base 528 to 3668 and encodes 1046 amino acids.
UAGUCAACGACUCCAAAAACUCGAUGCCUCUCAUUUUACAAGUGAAAUAUUUCGUUGUAACCCAGUUGUUACCCAGUAGCCCCAUACAUGGCUAUGGAACGAGCGAUGAGGGAAUAGAACUGCUGUUGGGAUAGUGUGAAACAUUGCGGAAGUCCUUUUUUUAUGGGGAACAACGCGCGCACUUCCUGUACAGUUGGUUUUUAGGACUACUAAAAACAAAACAUCGCUGUUGGCUACUGAGGUGUGUUUGCCAUUUAACACAGAUUGGUUACAUUGUAUCGCUUGAAGGGUGGUUUUAAGGACACGCUCUGUUUUAAACUGGAAACUUUUCACCGGAAAGAAGAAGAAGUGAAAGUUUGUAGCUUUGAGGGGUUUUGCUGAGCUGGUUCGAGUUAACAUGCACAUGGUGUGUGGGAUGUCGCUGUACCGUCAUUAGAACGACUACAAAGAGAAAAGGGGAAUUCGUCACAGUAGUGCAUUAUCGCCAAACUAAAACACGCCACACACACUCUACUGAGGACUUCGGGAUGGAACGACUUCGCAAACUUAGUUUAUCUUUGGCUUUGAUCCUGCCUUGUUUACAAUGGACAACUUGUUUCAAUCUGGAUAUUGACAAGCCCUAUGUUUUCUCUGGACCUGAAGGAAGUUAUUUUGGAUUUUCAGUGGAUUUCUUCCAGCCAGAUGCCAAGCAGUCAAACAUUCUUAUAGGAGCUCCCAAAGCCAACACCUCCUCACCUUCCACCGUGGUGGAGCGAGGGGCUGUCUAUACCUGCCCCUGGCAGAAGAGUAGUGACUGUACCCAAGUACAGUUUGACAAUACUGAUGAUCGUAAGAAUAACGAGGGGCUCCAGAUGGAGUUUAAGUCCAACCAGUGGUUUGGAGCCACGGUGCGGUCACAUGGUGAACACAUCCUGGCCUGUGCUCCUCUCUACCAGUGGAGCACGUACAGCGUGUCAGAGAGAGAGCCCGUUGGAACAUGUUUCCUGAAGAAAGGAACAGAAGUUGUUGAAUAUUCUCCUUGCCGAUCUAAAGCCAACUCUCCAGAGGGACAAGGCUUCUGUCAGGCUGGAUUCAGUAUUGACUUUGUCAAGAAUAACAGGGUGGUUGUUGGAGGCCCUGGUAGUUUCUACUGGCAAGGUCAGCUGAUAAGUGACGACAUCUCUGAGAUCAUCACCAGGUUCAAUAGACAAUACUACACUCCUUACAGUAACCAGCUGACCACUAAGUCUGCCAGCGCUCAGUACGAUGACAGUUAUUUAGGUUAUUCUGUGACUGUCGGUGACUUCAAUGCUGACGGAGAAGAUGAUUACAUUACCGGAGUACCCAGGGGAGACAAAGCUCUGGGCUAUGUGAACAUCUUCAAUGGGAGGAAUAUGCAGUCUGUCCUGAACUUCACAGGAACACAGAUGGCUGCCUACUUUGGCCAUUCUGUGGCAGCGACCGACAUCAAUAACGAUGGGCUGGUGGAUCUGUUUGUGGGGGCCCCUCUGUUCAUGGACCGUGGUAGUGAUGGGAAGCUGAGGGAGGUGGGCCAGGUGUCUGUGUUCCUGGGGAAGGGAGGCUUCUCCUUCCACACACCCAUCACACUGAGUGGGACAGAGAUCUACUCACGCUUCGGCAGUUCUAUCGCCACACUGGGGGACCUGGAUAUGGACGGCUUCAACGACAUUGCCAUAGCUGCACCCUACGGCGGGCCGAAGCACCGGGGCCUAGUGUACAUCCACAAUGGGUGGGCUGCAGGGCCUGACCCAGUGCCUUCUCAGGUCCUAGAGGGGAGGUGGGCCUCCUCUUACAUGCCCCCCAGCUUUGGAUACUCCCUGCACGGAGCCACCGAUAUUGAUCAGAAUGGAUACCCAGACUUAAUAGUAGGUGUAUUUGGUGCAGACAAAGCCGUUCUAUACAGGGCCCGGCCCGUCAUCAGCGUUAACGCCACCCUGGACAUUAGCCCUCAGAUCCUCAACCCAGAGGAAAGGAGCUGCAAGCUGCCUGACAGUGACACCAAAGUAUCCUGUUUCAAAGUGAAGUACUGUCUUAAGGCGAAUGGAAGAGGUGCACCAGCCUCACUGAAGUUCCAGGUUUACCUUGUCCUGGACAGACUCAAACACAAGGGGGCGACAAAGAGAGUUCUGUUCCUCCACAGCAAAACGUCCCAGUACACGAAAAACAUGACGGUCAGCAACGGCCAAGGACCAGCCUGCGAGGAGCAAGAAGCCUUCCUCAUAGAUGACUCUGAGUUCCGGGACAAGAUCACUCCCAUCUCUGUGUUCAUGGAGUUCAGUCUGGACUACCAGCAGGCUGCAGAUAAGACCGGUCUACUGCCUAUCCUGGAGCAGACUACGCCCACCAACAUCUCCAAACAAGCCCAUGUCCUACUGGACUGUGGAGAUGACAACAUCUGCAAGCCAGACCUCAAGCUGUCUGUAGUGAGUGACCAGAAGGAGAUCUACAUAGGAGAUGACAACCCCUUGACCCUGGAGGUGACAGCGGAGAACCGAGGAGAGGGGGCGUACGAGGCAGAGCUACAUGUCUUCCUUCCUCCCCAGGCCGACUUCACCGGGGUCGUACGCAACAGUGAGACUCUGUCUAGAUUAUCCUGUGCCUACAAGACAGAGAACCAGACCAGGGUGGUGGUGUGUGACCUGGGGAACCCUAUGAAAGGAGGAAUUAAGGUGCUGGCCGGACUCCGCUUCAGUGUUCAUCAGCUCUCAGAGCAGGACACGUUUGUCAAGUUUGACCUGCAGAUACAGAGUUCCAACCAGUUCAACAGCACCAGCAGUCUGGUCUCCAGCAUCACACAGCUGGCUGUUCUGGCCAAUGUGGAUAUCAGAGGGGUGGCGGUUCCUGACCAGGUCUUCCUGCCCAUCGCUAACUGGAAGCCCAAAGAGAACCCUGUCAUAGGAGACGACAUCGGUCCACAAAUACUGCACAUCUAUGAGUUGCGUAACAGAGGUCCCAGUACCUUCAGCAAGGCCAUGCUGGACAUCGAGUGGCCCUACAGGUUCAACAACGGCUCUCUGCUCUACAUCACUAAACUAGAGGUGGACGGAGGCAUGAACUGCAGUACAGACAUGGAGAUCAACCCACUCAAUGUCUCAAAUCCUCUGUCAGGAGAGACAAAUGGUUCAGCUUCCACCAGUGGAGACAACACAGAGGGCAGGAACAGAAACCAUGUUCACCGCAGAGAGCUGGCGAGGAAAGAGAUGGAGGGAGACCUGGAAACUCUGGACUGUUCGAAGGCCCAGUGCCUGAAGAUCCGGUGUCAGGUGGGCCGUCUGGAGAGAGGUCAGAGUACAACCUUGUACAUCUACUCCAGACUGGGAGUGGCCACCUUCCUCAAGACUGAGAGCCAGAACCGAUCGUUCACCGUGAGAUCCUCCGCUUCCUUCAGCGUCAUAGAGAUGCCUUAUAACAAGAACCUGGUGUCUGAGCUGCCCUCCAACGCUAUUACGGUCAGUAUGUCAGUGAUCUGGGUGAAAUCUGAUCCUGAACCUGUCCCUGGGUGGGUGGUGGCCCUGGCUGUGCUGGCUGGACUGCUGCUGCUGGCUCUGCUGAUCUUCAUCAUGUAUAAGCUGGGUUUCUUCAAGCGUGUACGCCCCCCUCAGGAGGACAACACGGAGAAGGAACAGCUGGCACCGCAGGAGAAUGGUGACAGGAACAAUGAAGCCUGAGACCUCCAGCAACCCCCUAGAGGUCUCCAGACUUCAAUGCAACACCAGGACCAUCAUCUACACAGUAUCUCACGAGUAGAACAUUUUGCAAAUCACAACAACAAAAAAAGAGUCCCAUCUAGCCAGCAGAUAUUUAGGAGACCUCAUGCGCUGUCCUAACCAGUUAACAGUUACCAGUUGGUGUCUUGAUAAUAGAAAAAGGCAGCUUAGUCUGUGGUUCCUGCACCAUAGACAGAUUCCUGCACCAUAGACAGAUUCCUGCACCAUAGACAGGCUUCUGCACCAUAGACAGGUUUCUGCACCAUAGACAGGUUUCUGCACCAUAGACAGGUUUCUGCACCAUAGACAGAUUCCUGCACCAUAGACAGAUUCCUGCACCAUAGACAGGCUUCUGCACCAUAGACAGGUUUCUGCACCAUAGACAGGUUUCUGCACCAUAGACAGGUUUCUGCACCAUAGACAGAUUCCUGCACCAUAGACAGGUUUCUGCACCAUAGACAGAUUCCUGCACCAUAGACAGAUUCCUGCACCAUAGACAGGCUUCUGCACCAUAGACAGGUUUCUGCACCAUAGACAGGUUUCUGCACCAUAGACAGAUUCCUGCACCAUAGACAGAUUCCUGCACCAUAGACAGGCUUCUGCACCAUAGACAGGUUUCUGCACCAUAGACAGGUUUCUGCACCAUAGACAGGUUCCUGCACCAUAGACAGGUUUCUGCACCAUAGACAGGUUUCUGCACCAUAGACAGGUUUCUGCACCAUAGACAGGUUUCUGCACCAUAGACAGGUUUCUGCACCAUAGACAGGUUCCUGCACCAUAGGCAGGUUUCUGCACCAUAGACAGGUUUCUGCACCAUAGACAGGUUUCUGCACCAUAGACAGGUUUCUGCACCAUAGACAGGUUUCUGCACCAUAGACAGGUUCCUGCACCAUAGGCAGGUUUCUGCACCAUAGACAGGUUCCUGCACCAUAGACAGGUUUCUGCACCAUAGACAGGUUUCUGCACCAUAGACAGGUUUCUGCACCAUAGACAGGUUUCUGCACCAUAGACAGGUUUCUGCACCAUAGACAGGUUUCUGCACCAUAGACAGAUUCCUGCACCAUAGACAGGAUCCUGCACCAUAGACAGUCAAUUACUUUUGAGUUGAAAGAAUGUUUAGCUAUUUCUUUGAUCAACCCAUAAAUAAUCUAGACUUACAUCUGUCGCUGUUGACAACGAUUUCACAAGAGGCCUAAUUCACAUGAUAUGACUAAAUACCUAUAGCCACUAGUGCAGGGCAGUCCAACCCUCUUCCUGGAGAUCUACUGUCCUGUAAGUUCAGUCCAACCCUCUUCCUGGAGAUCUACCGUCCUGUAGGUUAUCAGUCCAACCCUCUUCCUGGAGAUCUACUGUCCUGUAGGUUAUCAGUCCAACCCUCUUCCUGGAGAUCUACUGUCCUGUAGGUUAUCAGUCCAACCCUCUUCCUGGAGAUCUACUGUCAUGUUACAGUCCAACCCUCUUCCUGGAGAUCUACCGUCCUGUAGGUUAUCAGUCCAACCCUCUUCCUGGAGAUCUACUGUCCUGUAGGUUAUCAGUCCAACCCUCUUCCUGGAGAUCUCCUGUCCUGUAGGUUUUCAGUCCAACCCUCUUCCUGGAGAUCUACUGUCCUGUAGGUUUUCAGUCCAACCCUCUUCCUGGAGAUCUACUGUCCUGUAGGUUAUCAGUCCAACCCUCUUCCUGGAGAUCUACUGUCCUGUAGGUUAUCAGUCCAACCCUCUUCCUGGAGAUCUACUGUCCUGUAGGUUAUCAGUCCAACCCUCUUCCUGGAGAUCUACUGUCCUGUAGGUUAUCAGUCCAACCCUCUUCCUGGAGAUCUACUGUCCUGUAGGUUAUCAGUCCAACCCUCUUCCUGGAGAUCUACCGUCCUGUAGGUUAUCAGUCCAACCCUCUUCCUGGAGAUCUGUAGGUUUUGGGGGUUGGGCAGCCCUGCACUAGGCUAAUAAAUAAUCACAUUUUUCCUUUGAAUAUUUCAUUAACCUACAUCAUGUUAUUUCAAGUUCAUCCCUUUGGAGCGUCAUGUCACGUUGUAAAAAAAAAAAAAAGAUGGCGCUGACAGCUUCUCUGUGUGCUGAUUAAUGAUAGACCUUUCAAACGUUUUAGGAAACGUUAUCGGCAAGGGACUUGAUGCUGUUUAGAAUUGUUGAGAGUGGCCAGUGUGUUGAUAGUAACAUAUUUAUUUUAACAACCAUCAUACUGUAUGAUUGCAAUAUGCACACAUGCAUCUCAUUAUCCAAAAUAUCUGAAUUUGUAAUAAAAAAAAACAUUUAAAAAAAGGGGAUUUGUUUGCCAACAUAUUAGGCAAGUCAAGUGAUUGUCAGUCGAAAAUGAUAAACGUUUUACCCUUUACCCUUCACAGCGGCCGAUGCCUCGUCGCGAUUGUUUAAUUCCCCAUCGUUUGCAACCAUGUCAAUGUCAUCGCCAUCUUUUUCCCUUGUGCGGAACCUCAAACUGUCGUGAUUACCAGCUGAGAUAAACUUUAUGAGUUGAUUUUUUGGCUAGAUCAGUGUCUUUAACAUCCUAAAACCUACUCUGAGCUGUGAGUUUUUGUUCUUUAAACCAGGUUCUAAUACGAUUCCUAUGACCUUUUCUGAGAUGGUUUGUGGAUAUAGGGCCUUGGUCCUGUAUGUUUUCACAAAGCAUCUCAGAAUAAGUGCGGGGAUUGUAGGAUCAGCCGUACCAGUACUCCUCCUGGACACCUGGCUGUUUAUAGUUGCAUCUGGACGACACUUACUGUACGAUAUGGACGAGAGGAGUG